Molecule: messenger RNA, 780 nt
Organism: Calliphora vicina (urban bluebottle blowfly)
Lineage: Eukaryota; Metazoa; Arthropoda; Insecta; Diptera; Calliphoridae
Product: GTP-binding protein Rhes-like
Exons: 2
Coding region: 1-780 (259 amino acids)
Molecular function (GO): GTP binding; GTPase activity
Source: RefSeq, a predicted model, not a curated record
AUGCCGGGUCCAUGUCAACGUCUGCGUUUAUCAUCGUUAACAUCGGUAUUGAAGUCGCAGCCGCGUGCCAACAGUGCGGAUUAUCCCUCCUCGACACCGCCCAGCAAACGCAACAACCACAGUAACGGCUCCACAAUACAUCUGAUGCGCAAGCAACAGCAUCGUGUUGUGGUAAUGGGUGCUGCCAAAGUCGGUAAAACUUGCAUCAUUUCACAAUUUCUUUAUGACAAAUUCAAUACACGUUACAAGCAAACCGUCGAAGAGUUACAUCGUGGAGAGUAUGAAUUGGCUGAUGGUUCUGCUCUAACACUGGACAUACUGGAUACAUCGGGUUCUUUUGAAUUUCCAGCAAUGCGUACGUUGUCCAUAACGACGGGUGCUGCAUUCAUCUUGGUGUAUGCCGCCGAUGACAAAGAGUCGUGGCAUGAGGUGGAAAGAUUACGUAAUAUGAUCAUCAGUCAAAAAGGUAUGAAACCACCCAUUGUUGUUGUUGGCAACAAAAUUGACAUUAAUGAAGAUGAACGUCAGGUGGAGCAUGAAGUCACCGAAAUGGUGGUGUGUGAAGAUUGGAACUGUGGUUAUGUUGAAUGUUCAGCCAAAGAAAAUACCGGCAUAGUGGAAGUAUUUAAAGAGCUGUUGGUACAGGCCAACAUACGCUAUAAUUUAAGUCCGGCGGUCAGACGACGACGUCAAUCGUUGCCCUCAUUUACGUCGGCCAAGGGCAGUAAAAGUCCGUCACAUCGUAGCAUCCUGAAGCGUCAUUCGUGUACAAUGACUUAA